Molecule: messenger RNA, 889 nt
Organism: Paramecium sonneborni
Lineage: Eukaryota; Ciliophora; Oligohymenophorea; Peniculida; Parameciidae
Source: the annotation of a GenBank genome assembly
AUGAAAACUCAAAAUCAAAAACAAAAACAAAAUAACAAACCUAAUCUAUGUAAAUUUUUAAUUCAUAAAAGCGUAGAUUAUUACAGAUCUUUAAUAUUUAGAAGACAUGGAUAAAUAGGAUAUUGAGUAAUAAAAAAUUUUGAAAUUAUAAUUAUAAAGAAUAGAAAAUUUGAAAAAAGAGUAUUCUAAAAAAGACUAAGAAAUUUGUAAACUAGAACAGUAAGUUGAAUAAUUUAAAAUAUAUUAUGAGAAGUAUGAAAAUGUUAAAAAGCUUCUUGAGUCAGCUUUAGAAUAACUUGAGAAAAUAGAAAAUUAAAAUAAAAUGCUUUAAAGAAAGUUAAGUGAAUUUUAAGAGUCUUAUGCUAAAUUAGAAUUAAAACAUCAAAAUCUAUUAGCUGAUUUCAAUAAUGUCAUUAUGGAAAAAGAAGUUAAUUAAAUCUCUCAAAAUAGCAAUAUAAGAUUAGAACUAAAUGAACUUAAAUCACAAUAUCAUCAAAAGAUAUAACAUAUGGAAACAGAAAUAUUGAAGUAUAAACAAACGAAUUAAGAAAAAGAGUUAUAAAAUAAUAAUUUGCUGGUUUAAUUAAAUACAUAUUCUAAAUAAAUUCUAUAGUAUAAAUAAUAAGCUAAAAAUGUUGAUCUAAUUUUAAAAAAUCAUAUAGCUACGAAUAAAUAACAAAAUAACUCUUAUCCAUAAUCAAUAUGUGAAACAGAAAAUUAAAAAGAAGAUUAAAAAGAAGAUUAAAAUUUUAAAAUAUUAUGUUCUUAAUUAACUUAGGAUUAUGAUGAAGCUGUUAAGCGAAUAUAAUCAUUUAAAACAUAACUAACAGAAUAUAGAACAGAAAAUCUUGAAUUAAAGAAAUAUAUUCAAUAUUUAACAGAUAAAUGA